This is a messenger RNA of Serpula lacrymans var. lacrymans S7.9, 325 nucleotides long. RefSeq lists its product as uncharacterized. NCBI's taxonomy places the organism in Eukaryota, Fungi, Basidiomycota, Agaricomycetes, Boletales, Serpulaceae. The transcript is spliced from 2 exons. The coding region runs from base 86 to 277 and encodes 63 amino acids. The record is from RefSeq and is a predicted model, not a curated record.
AUAAAUGCAUAGUGGUUUGGGGCGAUCCAUGUCAGUUUUGACAAACUAGUUCAAAAUAUCUUCACUGCACUAAUAUGUGUUUACUAUGCCUGGACAGCUGUUGAUAACGGUACAUCAGUUGAGAAUGGCAUUAUCAACGCAUUAUCAACAGCUGUCCAGGCGUAGUAUACUAUGUAGGAGCAACACGAUCGCUAGUUUUCCUUCAAAAUACUACUCCUAUCAUUGUAUGACGGAAUGUAGGGCGCAGCGGAACGAAAUAAACGGCUUAUCAGCCUGAUGAUCACUCGAUUUUUCAUUACACUUCAAUACAUCUCCUUAUGCGCAU